Molecule: messenger RNA, 1674 nt
Organism: Leishmania braziliensis MHOM/BR/75/M2904
Lineage: Eukaryota; Euglenozoa; Kinetoplastea; Trypanosomatida; Trypanosomatidae
Exons: 1
Coding region: 1-1674 (557 amino acids)
Biological process (GO): mRNA catabolic process; negative regulation of translation
Cellular component (GO): CCR4-NOT complex
Molecular function (GO): protein binding
Source: RefSeq, a predicted model, not a curated record
AUGGCAGAGGUGUUCGAGAAGCAGCUGGCCGACGCCAAGACGGCGUUCUACGCCGACAACUAUGCUGAAGCGGAGAAGGUGCUGCGAGGAAUGCCCCAGGAGGACCUGAAGGUGCAGCACAACUUAGUAAUCACCCGCUACCUGCAGCACCAGCUGUCUAGUGAGCAAACGUUGGCAGCUCUGCGUGCCAGCGCCGAGGGCACCGGUGAGGACCCUAACAUGAAGGCCCCAGGCCUGAUGUUGCAGUACGAGGGGCACGAAACGGCGGUGUACAACCAGGCGGUCCUCUACGCACGCAGCGGCCAAGCGCACGAGGCAGUGCUGCUGCUGCGCCGCAUUCUGGAGAACGCGCAGGAGAUAGCCUUGUCGACGCUGGUGUACAGUCUCUGCCUGUUUCACACCCUCACAAAGCCAAUACGCAAGACCAUGAGCCGCAUGUCGAGCCGUCACGACGAGGAGCUGGUGCAGACCGUGCUCACCUCUAAUAUGGAGAAGUUGCGUGUCGUACCGGAGCUGAUGAAAUUGGUGGAGGCGGCGUUUGCCGAUUCCAGUGGACUCCACGAUGUCUUUUCAGACGUAGAAAAUGAUCAGGUGAAGCAGGCGGUGCAUCUCAACAACCUAGGCGUCUUUUCCCUCUCGGAGGACAAACUUAACGUGGCAAGCCUGUGCUUCACCAAGGCAGAGAAGACGGCGGCGUCGAAGCCAGCGGGGCAGCAUAUCCUUCGACCCAUACAGUACAACGUCGGGCUGUGCGCGCUGCUUCGGGAGGACUACGAGGGCGCGCUACAUGAGUUCCUCUCUCUGCAGGACUCAAUGAAGGCGUCUGCUCUCUUCUGGGUGCGCUGCGCGGAGGCGGCGGUAUCGUGCGUGCAGCAAGGGGCACGAAAGCAGUGUCGCGCUGACUACGAGCGACAGCAGAACACCUUCAGCGAGAUGCUGCAAAGUGGCAAGGUCUAUUCAAACUUCGAGUUCAUGUUGUUGCCAAGUGCGACGACCGUGCCUGGGCCGGCGACGAUCGAGCCGUCGAGAGAGACGACAGAGAAGACUGCUCUUGAGCAGAUUGCCACAGCGGCCGUGCAGAAUGCCCUCUUCCUGCUAGUACCCAAGGGCCACACCUUCUGUAGCGCGGUUGAGGCGUUUCCCCACGAAGAAGCACUCCUGCAGUACGCCAUGUUGUAUUGGGUGGCCCUCGAGCUGAGCCGCCGCAACUAUAUGGCGGCGGCAGAAGCCGGCCAGGAGAUGCUGAAUGGUCAUGAGCGCCAUCUCCUGCCGCCGAACCUGCAUGCCACGCUGCUCAUCUACGUAGUGGAGGCCCUCGUGCACCUCAACGACCCGGAUCGGGCCAUGAAGGUUCUUCGUCGGACCUCGCUGUCGUCCCUGGUCUCGGGGUCGAAUAACGAUCCGGUCGAUGCGGCGCAACGUAGCCGCGUAGAGGCACUCUUCGUGAAUUUGACCAUCUCGCACAUCCUGACGGGGUCUUGGAACCAGGCCCACUCGAUCAUGGAAUCGCUGCUGCGCAAGAUUUACGAAGUGGCCCCGGCCGGUACUGCGGAGUACACGCCAGAGCGUGACACAAUGUUCACCUACUGCAUCUUGGAGGUUUUCCUUGAGCUGGCGCAGGGAAACCAAGAGAAGGCCGCUGAGUGGAUGCUCAAGAUAACGUGGAGCAUAUAA